Molecule: messenger RNA, 3049 nt
Organism: Tuber aestivum (summer truffle)
Lineage: Eukaryota; Fungi; Ascomycota; Pezizomycetes; Pezizales; Tuberaceae
Source: the annotation of a GenBank genome assembly
GUUGUUGAUCCGAUAGGGUACCUGUAGGGCAGAAGAUGGGGGAGGAUAGUAACAAGUUUCUUAGCCUGACAAUCAUAAGUUAUGGCUGUGUUUUAUGGGGACUGUUGUAAACUACGGUAUUGUUAAGGUGUGGACAAAGCUCUGUUGGUGUUCCCAAAAUGCAGAGGCCACCGUUAUCAUAACAAACGUACAUUAAAAGUCUGAACCAAGGGAGGGAGGAGCAUCCUGGUUAGCUCAUCAUUUUGGCGAGGGAAUUUGGGUUGUGCUGCCGCGAGGUGGAUGCGAGCGGGGCUGGUUCAUCUUCUCUCUCAUUUUUUCCUGUUGUAGGGCACAGGUCUGCAGUUUUUUUUUUCCGCCUCCCUUGACAAGCAACCUUCUCAUUUCAUCAUCGUCCUCCCUUUCCUCACCACCCACUCUCUUGCCAUUAAUUCAUCCGCGGUAUCAUCCUCCAUCCCUUUUAUCAUCCUCUGCCCCUCCAUCUCACUAUCUCCCUCUCGAGUCCUAGCAUCAGGCUUCCCUAAAGCUUGCCUUUUUCGCGCUCUUAAACGUUCUUCAUCAAUCGAAAUGCGUGAAAUUGUAUUUACCCCCCGCCUGAUUUCCCCAUGAAACCCCUUGGUUGUGCUAGAUCCUAGGCCUUCCUCUAUCCCGCUCGCCCUAGAGUUCUUCCUUGCUAACGGUUCCCUUUUUUCAUUAUAGAUCCAUCUCCAAACCGGACAAUGUGUAAGCUCUUCCUCUUACUGUUUAUCUUCUCGCCAUAUAUUAGGCUAACAUCCGUACAGGGUAACCAAAUUGGAACUGCUUUCUGGUGCGAUCAGCCGAUUCUUAUUGCUAUCCCGGAUUAUCGAGUUAACGCAGUUUAACUAUUCUAGGCAAACCAUCGGUGGAGAGCAUGGUCUUGACGGGUCUGGAGUGUAUUUACCUCCCCCCCUUUCUUUUCACUACCUGACCUGGCUGGUGUGGUUUCUUUUGGUUCCGAGCUUCUAACAUGGUGGCCGUAGCUAUGGAGGAACCUCCGAUAUUCAAUUGGAGCGUAUGAGUGUAUACUUCAACGAGGUAUUUUUUUUAUGUUUACUUUUUCCCCUUGAUGACCCCUUUCUACGUUUUAGGCCUAGCUUACAUUAAUUUAGGCUUCUGGAAGCAAGUAUGUGCCACGUGCUGUGCUUGUUGAUCUUGAGCCUGGUACCAUGGAUGCGGUCCGUUCGGGUCCUUUUGGCCAACUCUUCCGCCCUGACAACUUUGUCUUUGGUCAAUCUGGUGCUGGUAACAAUUGGGCCAAGGGCCAUUAUACUGAGGGCGCCGAGCUCGUUGAUCAAGUGUUAGAUGUCGUCCGUCGUGAAGCUGAAGGAUGCGACUGCCUUCAAGGUUUUCAGAUUACUCACUCGCUCGGUGGUGGCACUGGUGCCGGUAUGGGUACCUUGCUUAUUAGCAAGAUUAGGGAGGAGUUUCCCGAUAGAAUGAUGUCUACUUUUUCGGUUGUCCCUAGCCCUAAAGUUAGUGACACUGUUGUGGAACCAUAUAACGCCACUCUCUCUAUUCAUCAGCUAGGUGGGUUCAUAAGUAUCUCCCGGUAAUGGUGAUUCAACUAUUGACCUUAAAUCAGUUGAAAACUCGGAUGAGACUUUCUGUAUCGAUAAUGAGGUGCGCAUUAAAAUUUAUUCAAGCUAUAAGCUUGGGACACUCGAUAACUAAUGGGUCAUAGGCACUUUACGAUAUCUGCAUGCGAACGCUUAAACUUGCCGCUCCAUCUUAUGGAGAUCUCAACCACCUUGUUUCGGCUGUCAUGUCCGGUGUUACCACUUGCCUUCGUUUCCCUGGCCAACUGAAUUCUGACCUCCGUAAACUUGCCGUCAACAUGGUUCCUUUCCCUCGUCUCCACUUCUUCAUGGUUGGAUUCGCACCCCUCACCUCGCGUGGAGCUCACUCUUUCCGUGCUGCCACUGUCCCGGAGCUCACCCAGCAAAUGUUCGACCCGAGAAAUAUGAUGGCUGCUCCUGAUUUCCGUAAUGGACGCUAUCUUACCUGUGCCACUAUCUUGUAGGAUUUCCUGUCUCGCGCUAGGUAAAUUGAAGCUGACACUCUUCAGCCGUGGGAAAGUUUCCAUGAAGGAGGUUGAGGACCAGAUGCGCAAUAUCCAAACUAAGAGCUCCGGUUAUUUUGUUGAGUGGAUCCCCAACAACGUCCAGACUGCUCUGUGCUCGAUCCCGCCUAAGGGAUUGAAGAUGAGUGCUACCUUUAUCGGAAAUUCUACCAGCAUACAGGAAAUGUUCAAGCGUAUUGGUGAUCAGUUUACUGUCAUGUUCAGGAGGAAAGCUUUCCUACAUUGGUACACCGGAGAGGGUAUGGAUGAGAUGGAGUUUAGUGAGUUUAACCGAGUCCCUUCAUGGGUUGUCAUUGGAAAUUAACCCUAUUGCAGCUGAGGCCGAGUCCAACAUGAACGAUCUCGUCGCUGAGUACCAGCAGUACCAGGAUGCUGGAAUCUCCGAUGAUGAGGGAGAGGCGUACGAGGAGGAGUUGCCAGCUGAUGGCGAAUGAUGUUUGAUCAAUCUGCCUCUUGACCAUGCCAGUCUGGAACAAUAAGGGAGGAGGGGGGAAGCAUGAUCAGGCGGUGGAUUUCUGUUUUAUUCAUUCUUGCUGUAUCGGAUUUAAUAUCUAUACCCAUCUCUGUUUUGUUUUGUCGGCCUAGGCGUGAAAGCGGUUGAUGGUGGGGAAAAAGUUUCGGGAUCUGAAUGGCAUGCUGUUGGUGGGAAUUAAUGCAAUGGUACAGUUCUUUGAAAUUUGGAGUAAUUGGGAGGUGUGAAGAGGUCAAUUCAUUGAAAUUUGUAUUAUCAAUUCAAGGAUGGAUUCAGUGUUGAAAUCACUGGUGGUUUAUGCACUAGCUUGUGAGCGAUGGGUCCUAUUCCUAUUAUACUGUCGCUCCAAAGUUAUAGAUGAUGCAUUGUGAGCAUCGCCCCACUCGGAUUGCCAUGCUGUGUGAUCCUACGAAGCGUAUAUUUUGGGAAAGGCUCGGUUUCGGACUAUACAAGUACGGUACUAGAAAUUUAAGUACGCU